Symbiodinium pilosum is the source of this 1713-nucleotide messenger RNA. Lineage: Eukaryota; Dinophyceae; Suessiales; Symbiodiniaceae. The record is from the annotation of a GenBank genome assembly.
GUAUACGUUCCUCCCUUCAAGUUGGCACGCAUGCAGAAGGAGAUAGAGGACAAGACGAGUCCGGAAUACCAGCGGCAAACUUGGGAGGCCUUGAGGAAGAGUAUCAACGGUCUCGUGAACAAAGUCAAUGUGGGCAAUAUCAAGAACAUCGUGGAGGAGCUUUUUCAGGAGAACUUGGUCCGUGGUCGUGGACUGCUAGUGCGCGCUCUGAUACGAGCGCAGAUGGCAUCUCCUGGUUUCACCCACGUGUUUGCCGCACUUCUCGCGGUGAUCAACUCGAAGCUGCCUGAAGUGGGAGAUCUUCUGAUCCGGCGAGUGAUUCUGCAGUUUAGACGUGCCUAUAAAAGGAACGACAAAAUUGUCACGACGGCUGCCAUCCGCUUUAUGGCUCACUUAGUGAAUCAGAAGAUUGCUUCGGAGCUGUUGGCGCUCCACGUGGCAACGCUGCUGUUAGAGCGUGUCACGGAAGACUCCAUCGAAGUCUGCGUCAGCUUUUUGCAGGAAGUUGGACAAGCACUGGAAGAGCUGUCCAAGGCUGGAUGCCAGGCUAUCUUCGAACGGUUCCGUACCAUCCUCCAUGAAGGCGAAAUCGACAAGCGGGUGCAGUACGUCAUCGAGGGCCUCUACGAAACGCGUCGGAAAAAGUUCUCAGAUCAUCCUAUGGUACUGGAGGAGCUAGACCUGGUCGAGGAUGAAGACCAGAUCACCCAUGAGGUGGAUCUCCUGGAUGAGACCAUCAAGGGUGAAGAGACCCUGAACAUCUUCAAGGCCAUUCCGCCCGAGCAGUAUGCCGCGGACGAGGCCAAGUGGAAGCUCAUCUCCAGCGAGAUUCUGGGCUUGGAGCAGGAUGAGGGCAGCGAUAGCAGCGACGACUCCGAUGAGGAGGCGGACGCCGCUGCAGAUCGCCGUGCCCAGGAGAAGAUCUUGGACUUCACAGAACAAGACCUGGUCAACCUCAGAAGGUCCAUCUACCUGGUGAUCAUGUCCUCCGUGCACUAUGAGGAGUGCGUGCACAAGAUCCUCAAGCUGAACAUCGCGGAGGGCCAGGAGAAGGAGGUCUGCACCAUGCUCAUUGACUGCUGCGCUAUGGAGAAGAUGUUCAACAGGUUCUUCGUCCUCCAGGCAGAGCGCUUGUGCCGACUGAACCCCGUGUAUCAGGACAAUUUCACGGAGUCGUUCGGCGUGCAGUUUAACACUGUGCACAGGCUAGAAACCAACAAGCUGCGAAACAUCGGAAAGUUCUUCGCGCACCUGCUGUACACGGAUGCGAUUCCAUGGAGUAUCUGGGCCCAGGUGAAAAUCACGGAAGACACAACAACAUCAAGCUCCCGUAUCUUCAUCAAGGUGAUAUUCCAGGAGCUUUCCGAGCAGUGGGGCGUGAAGAAGCUGGUGGACCGCCUCAAUGAGGAUGAGCUGAAGCCCUUCUUCACCGGCCUCUUCCCAAAGGACCACCCGAAGAACGUCCGCUUUGCCAUCAACUACUUCACUGCCAUCGGUCUGGGAGUUCUCACGGAGGACCUACGUGGCUUCCUUGAAGAAGCCAAUGCUCGGGCAGCCCACGAAGCGCAGCGCGCCGCAGAGGAGAGGGCCAUGGAUGAGGAGUCCUCCUCAUCCUCCUCCAGUAGCUCGGACUCGUCCUCGGACUCGGACUCGGAUUCAGACUCAGACUCAGACGACUCAGACUCAGACAGCUCCGACUCCUCUGACUCGUAA